GUCAACUCUUUGGAUGGAAUAUGAGUUAUUUAGCCUGUCGACGUUUGAUUUGUUGUUGAAUACGACUGUCAAUCAGUGAAUCUGCUCUUCGAGUGAGCCGAAACCCCAAAAAACUCACAGAGCGUCGAGUGUGACGGGAUGAACAAGGCCAUUGAACCUGGAAAAGCCCCUUAUUACUCUGAACAGGUUGUCCGAACCACCAUCCCCAGUCAGACCCGCGGAUUCCGCGUGCCUGUUGAUCCGAAACCCAACUUCCGGAUCUUCGACUCGAUUAGAGGUUUUUCUCAUAUGAUCUUUUGAAAAUUUAUUCGGUACUGUCUCAAUUGAAAUCUAUCUCUAUCUCAAGAUGGAAGAGCCGAAACCUUUCAAAAUCGCUGUUUCAGAUGACCUCCUUUCAUUCAUCGACCAACGUGUCUCAACCGCCCGCAUUCCUCCUGGCAUCGAUCUACCGGAGAAAGAUGCCUGGUCAUAUGGUGUCCCACCAGCGACAAUAUCUCAAUUGAAAGAUUACUGGGUCAAGAAAUACGACUGGAGAGCUGUCGAAGCACGCAUCAAUGGCCAGCUUAAGAUGUUCACACUUCCCAUCACCGAAGCUGGCGAGACGAUGGCGAUCCACUUCGUUCACCACAAGUCGGACCGUGAAGGAGCUCUCCCUUUGCUGUUUCAGCAUGGAUGGCCAGGCAACUUUCUUGAAGUCGAGAAGAUUAUCGAUUCUCUGACCAAUCCACAGGAACCUGGUCAGCAGGCUUUUCACGUGGUAGCUCCUUCACUACCAGGAUUUGCUUUCUCUGAAGGACCGAAAGGAGGAGACUUCUGGUUAAAGAAUAUGGCGGCUGUCGAUCAUAAACUUAUGCUGGCGCUGGGGUAUGAUAAAUAUGUUGCUCAAGGCGGCGACUGGGGUUCCAUGAUUUGCAGAAUCCUGGGGAUGGAGUAUCCUGAACAUGCUGUGGCUGUUCAUGUCAACGCUUUGGCAUCAGGUCCGCCAAGUUGGUGGAGAUAUCCAUUCCAUUUUAUAUACUUGAUUAUAUGGGCCAUUUGGCAAGGAAAGGGAAAAGAGAGCAAUUUUGGAAGGAUGAUGUGGUGGCGAGAGGAAGAGUUAGGAUAUUUGGAAAUCCAGGGCACAAAGCCCCUGACAAUCUCUUAUGCCCUGGGGGAUUCACCAAUAGGGAUGCUUGCCUGGCUUCGAGAUAAGGUCAAACAUCUUGCCGAUGACGACAGCAUAUUCGACGAAGAAGAACUCAUUACUUGGACGAUGAUGUACCUCAUCAACGGGACCGCAGGCCAUGCCAGAAUCUACAAGAAUGCAAAGGGAAAGGGAUUGGAUAUGUUCUACAAAGAUCUUUUGAACAGAAAAGUUCCCAGCAAUGUUGAUUUCGGAGCAUCUGUUUUCCCCUAUGAUGUGUUGAACAUACCUCACUGGUGGGCAUCAUGCACCGUCUCAAAAAAUAUAGUUUUCUGGAGGGACCGUGAUAGCGGAGGUCAUUUCGCAGCGACAGAAAAGCCUGAUGCUUUGGUAGAGGACAUCAGAGACUUCGCCAAAGUGAUCAGCCCGAGUAGGAUGGCGUCGUUGGUCAAGAGCGGGAAAUUGAAGAAAUGAUACAAUAUCUGAGUAACAUCACGAAUACGAUGAAUCGUUUCUCAAGAACUAGAGCGUUGUGCAACCUCUAGAUUUCAAGCCAAUUCGUUGUAGCUUGUACCCCACUAGAGUUCAGGCUGUUCGGCGAGCCCAACCACCCAAAUGCUAAUACGAACUCAGAAGGCCAGCAACGUGCCCAAUUUAUCCAUGUCCACUAGAAUAUUUGCACGC
Molecule: messenger RNA, 1807 nt
Organism: Hyaloscypha bicolor E
Lineage: Eukaryota; Fungi; Ascomycota; Leotiomycetes; Helotiales; Hyaloscyphaceae
Product: epoxide hydrolase domain-containing protein
Exons: 5
Coding region: 347-1597 (416 amino acids)
Biological process (GO): epoxide metabolic process
Molecular function (GO): epoxide hydrolase activity
Source: RefSeq, a predicted model, not a curated record